Molecule: messenger RNA, 1581 nt
Organism: Dipodomys spectabilis (banner-tailed kangaroo rat)
Lineage: Eukaryota; Metazoa; Chordata; Mammalia; Rodentia; Heteromyidae
Gene: Nrn1
Product: neuritin 1
Exons: 3
Coding region: 172-600 (142 amino acids)
Biological process (GO): neuron projection extension; nervous system development
Cellular component (GO): plasma membrane
Source: RefSeq, a predicted model, not a curated record
UCUGUCUCUUCCCCAAUCCCUCUCUUUCUCUCCUCCCUCUGCCUUCCCCGUGCAUAAAGUCGCGGUCGUCCUCGGAACUUGUUGGCAAUGCCUAUUUUUCAGCUUUCCCCCGCGUUCUCUAAACUAACUAUUUAAAGGUCUGCGGCCGCAAAUGGUUUGACUAAACGUAGGAUGGGACUUAAGUUGAACGGCAGAUAUAUUUCACUGAUCCUCGCGGUGCAAAUAGCUUACCUGGUGCAGGCCGUGAGAGCAGCAGGCAAGUGUGAUGCAGUCUUUAAGGGCUUUUCGGACUGUUUGCUCAAACUGGGCGACAGCAUGGCCAACUACCCACAGGGCCUGGACGACAAGACAAACAUCAAGACCGUGUGCACAUACUGGGAGGAUUUCCACAGCUGCACGGUCACAGCCCUUACGGAUUGCCAGGAAGGGGCGAAAGAUAUGUGGGAUAAACUGAGAAAAGAAUCCAAAAACCUCAACAUUCAAGGCAGCUUAUUCGAACUCUGCAGCAGCGGCAACGGGGCGGCGGGGCCCCUGCUCCCGGCCUUCUCCGUGCUCCUGGUGUCUCUCUCGGCAGCUUUAGCGACCUGGCUUUCCUUCUGAGCCCGGGGGCCAGCUCUACCCCCGCCCCCACCCUCCCCUGUCCCGCGCGCGCGCACCCACACUCACUCCAUGCUCCCAGAAAUCGAGAGGAAGAUCCAUUCGUUCUUUGGGGACGUUGUGAUUCUCUGUGAUGCUGAACACAUUCAUAUAGGAUUGUGGGAAACCUUGAUUCUCUUUUUGAUUUCGUUUGAUUCCUUGUUUGAUUUGUCAAAUGGUACCCAUCAGUAAGCAAGCAAGCAAGCACAGCCCAAAUCGGACCUCAGAUUUAGUCCGUCUUCACAUUAAAGUAAGAAAACGGCAAACUCACCCCCAUUUAAAAAUUUUAUUUUCUUAAAUUUUUUUUUUGGCAAAAGAAUCUCAGGAACGGCCCUGGGCCACCUACUUUAUUAAUCAUGUUAAUAACAUGAAAAAUGAUGGGCUCCUCCUAGCACUAGGAAAAGCGAGGAGAGGAGAAGGCCAGGGGAAUGGAUUCAAAAGAGAUGACCACGUGGGAAGCAUAUGGUGAAUAAUUCACUCUCACGUCUUUCUUCCACAGUACCUUGUUUUGAUCAUUUCCACUGCACAUUUCUCCUCCAGAUAACGUGAAAAGACAGAUUGUGGACUUUGGGUUUGAAAGAUAGGAGAUAGAGAGAGGAAAGGAGUCGAGGCAACUCUGGCGUAGUGGUGGUUAUCAGAAGAUGAUGCUAAGGUCACUGUUAUUGUUGAUGUAUCUUUCAAGUCCACUGCCUUUAUGUUCCCUCCUCUCUCUUGUUUUAGCUGUUACACAUACAGUAAUAACUGAAUAUCCAACGGUGUAGAUCACAAGGGGGGCGUUCAAUGUUAAUCUAAAAAUAUAGUUUAAAAAGAUUUUGACAUAAAAAGAGCCUUGAUUUUAAAAAAAAAGAGAGAGAUGUAAUUUAAAAAGUUUAUUAUAAAUUAAAUUCAGCAAAAAAAUUUGCUACAAAGUAUAGAGAAGUAUAAAAUAAAAGUUAUUGUUUGAAA